CAGAAAUCAGAAUUUGGAGAAAUGAAAAGACUUCACUCUCUCUUUCACACCAUAAGUUCCUGAACAGUAAUGUUCAUCCACCAAAAGAUUCUCAAUUCUCAUGUUACGUUGAUGCUUUCUUCAAUGCACUCCAAUGUUGAAAGCAGCCUCAAGUAUUCAUUCACCAUGCAGCAGCAGCCAAUAACCUCCUCCACCUACUCCAAUUUCAGAUGCAGAGCCAAGAAAUCAGCUGGUAGUGGUAACAAUGGCGCUGGAAACGGUGUCGACCAGAGGCCCAGACGCGCCGAGACGCUUCAUCUUGACAAGAGCGGGAGAUGGCGAAGCUUCACAGCCAAAAAGAUCUCCCGGAAAAGAUGUAAUAAUAAUGGCAUCCAUUUCUCCCAUCAAAAUCUGUUUCAUCGUCACUCAUCCUCGCGGAAAAUGGCAGGUGGUUCUUUGAGGGGAUCGGGAUGGAAGUACGGAUCCGGAUUCGUGGACGGAAUCUUCCCAGUGAUGACUCCAAGUGGUCAGCAGAUUCUUGAACUGGUGCAGGGCGAAGAAGGAGUGGACGAGAACACCAUCUGGACAAUUCUCCAUAAUCUGCGUGCCUCUCACGACACAUUCGACGACCUCGUCAAUGUGCUCGUCCAGCUUCGUCUCAACCAAAAAUGGGAUCCAAUUGUCAUGAUAUGCCAAUGGAUGUUGUACAGGAGCUCAUUCAAGGCGGAUGUGAUCUGCUACAACUUGCUCAUUGAAGCGUAUGGGCGGCAAUCACAACACAACAAGGCCGAAUCCGUUUACUUUGAGCUUCUUCGUGCUAAAUGCGUGCCUACCGAACAUACUUACGCACUUCUUAUCAAGGCAUACUGCACUGCUCGCCUAACGGAGCAAGCUGAAGCGGUCGUUGCUGAGAUGAACAAGUAUGGCCUUCCACCCAGUGCAAUCGUGUACAACGCUUACAUCGAUGGGCUAAUGAAGGCAGGAAACCCGGACAAAGCAGUGGAGAUCUUUCAAAGAAUGAAGAGAGACAACUGCCAACCUUCCGCUGAGACCUACACUUUGUUGAUCAACUUAUAUGGCAAGGCUAGGCGUGCUUACAUGGCAUUGAAGUUGUUCAACGAAAUGAGAAGCCAGAGCUGCAAACCAAACAUCUGCACAUUCACCGCUCUCAUCAAUGCUUUUGCAAGGGAAGGGCAAUGCGACAAGGCAGAGGAGAUAUUCGAGCAGCUUCAAGCAGAUGGCUUCGAACCCGACGUUUACGUCUACAAUGCCCUCAUGGAGGCUUACAGCCGCGCAGGUUUCCCUUAUGGAGCAGCAGAGAUAUUCUCAGUGAUGCAGCACAUGGGUUGUGAACCAGAUAGAGCUUCAUUCAACAUCAUGGUUGAUGCAUAUGGCAGAUCCGGGCUUCAUUCCGAAGCAGAAGCUGUGUUUGAAGACAUGAAGCAACUCGGGAUGACACCAACAAUGAAGUCCCACAUGCUGCUUCUAUCCGCCUAUUCGAGAGCCGGGAAUGUGGACAAAUGCGAGGAGAUCGUGAACCAGAUGCAAGAAUCCGGGAUAGAACCAGACACAUUUGUGCUGAACAGCAUGAUCAACCUCUAUGGAAAGCAAGGCCUGUUCCACAAGAUGGAACAAACUCUAAAAGCAAUGGAUCACAAGGGAGCUUACGCAGUACCCGACAUCAGCACCUACAACAUCCUCAUCAACGUAUACGGCAGGGCAGGGUUGCUGGAAAGGAUGGAAGGUGUGUUCGGUUCUCUCCCCGAGCUGGGAUUGAAACCGGAUGUUGUUACUUGGACCUCCAGGCUAGGAGCUUACUCGAGGAAGAAGAUGUACACGAAGUGCUUGGAGAUAUUUGAGGAGAUGAUUGAUGCUGGAUGUUGCCCCGAUGGUGGGACUGCUAAAGUUCUCAUGGCUGCUUGCUGUAGUGAGGAUCAAGUUGAGCAGCUUACCACUGUGAUUAGGACUAUGCACAAGAGUAUCUCUACUACUACGCCUCUCUGAGAUUGGGAGUCAUUAACUCAUGGUUUGGUGGUGGUCAAGUUCCAGGUGGGAUCUCAGUCUCUCAUUGCCUAAUUUCAUGCUUGUAAAUAGAGAGGUUGGUCACACGAAAGAGGGCAGGGGAGAAGUCUUCUAGACAUAUAUAUUCUCCAUGGUUAGUAAAAUACGACACGUUUAAAAGUUAGCCAUCCAUUAUAAAAUUAUAAAAAUAUAGAAC
Molecule: messenger RNA, 2197 nt
Organism: Linum tenue
Lineage: Eukaryota; Viridiplantae; Streptophyta; Magnoliopsida; Malpighiales; Linaceae
Source: the annotation of a GenBank genome assembly